ACAAGGCAGCGCGUUCCGCCAAAUUUCUUCGACAAAUACUGAGUCGUCAAACGUUCGUUAAGGAAACCCGUACAUGUUUGCCCUGAGCACUUGCCGUAUGAAGUAAUUUCAUUGGCUAUGAGAGUCGUAGUUUCUUAUAGAGUUCGCCUAAAAUAUUUACAUGUGGAUCACCAUAUACAUUAUUGUUUCCCUGCUAGCUUUAGCUAUUCAAAGCUGUUGCAGCGAAACACUUAAGAGGGAGAAGCGGUAUUUAAUUUUCACACCUUUCACACAAUGGGGAGUUUUCGCGACAAUAUCCAUACCUUUACAUCCAGAAGCGACUGUUAGCGUUGCGUGGUUUUUCGAAGCGAAUUAUUAUAAUGUCGACAAUUCAACUUACUUCGAACCCCUGCUAGGUGAUAUAGCUGUAAGUAUUACCUCUCAUGUUUUUAAUUAAAAAUAAUUGUUAUUUAUUUAGAAAUCAACAA
This is a messenger RNA of Diatraea saccharalis (sugarcane borer), 467 nucleotides long. Lineage: Eukaryota; Metazoa; Arthropoda; Insecta; Lepidoptera; Crambidae. The record is from the annotation of a GenBank genome assembly.